Molecule: messenger RNA, 1773 nt
Organism: Brugia malayi
Lineage: Eukaryota; Metazoa; Nematoda; Chromadorea; Rhabditida; Onchocercidae
Gene: Bma-pdk-1
Exons: 13
Coding region: 1-1773 (590 amino acids)
Biological process (GO): peptidyl-serine phosphorylation; intracellular signal transduction
Molecular function (GO): protein serine/threonine kinase activity; ATP binding
Source: RefSeq, a predicted model, not a curated record
AUGGUUGUGUAUUCCGGUAAUCUGAUGGUAGUCGCUGCACUCAAUUACUUACCUGCUGGUGAUUCUCCAUCCACCAGUGUGACGGCAAAUGUGUUUGUUCAUUUUGCGAAUGAAAACAAUAAAGUGAUGUGCAGCAAAGAUAUGCCUGUGGGCAGACAGAUUAAAAAGUCUUCGAUUUCGCAAAUGGUAAUGAUACAAAUGUUAAAAAAUGGUAUGCAGCCUGUGCAGAAAAGUGCCGUUGACUUCUUCUUUUUACAAAUACUGGGCGAAGGUUGUUUUUCUACGGUGUAUCGUGCUCGUGAGGUAUCCAGUGGAAAGGAAUUUGCUCUAAAAGUGCUCAACAAAGACUUAAUUCGACGACAUGAUAAGGUUGUGUCGGUUAUGCGUGAGAAAGACGUAAUGACUUCGUUGACUUAUUUGCAUGGCGGACAUCCAUAUUUCGUAUCCUUGUAUUGUACUUUCCAGGAUCCCACUCGUCUUUACUUUGCUAUGACCUAUGCAAAAAAUGGUGAUUUGUUGACAUAUUUGCACCGCCUUGGUUCCUUUGAUGAAGAUGUGACUUUGUUUUAUUCGGCUGAACUUGUAUGCGCGAUCGACAUACUCCAUAAAUGUGGCAUUAUUCACAGGGAUUUGAAACCAGAAAAUAUUUUGCUUGGAGAAAAUUGGCACAUAAUGUUAUCUGAUUUUGGCACGGCGAAAUUUGUUGAUUCAGAAAAAGAUGAAACAGAUACGAAAAGUGCUCUUCAGGAAGAACACUAUCGUAGUCGAUCAACGUUCGUUGGCACUGCUCAGUAUCUUUCACCAGAAGUGCUGGUGGAUGGAGAAGUUGGCCCAUCAUGUGACUACUGGGCUUUGGGUGCAAUAAUUUUUCAAAUGGUUUCUGGAUUACCACCAUUUCGUGCUAUUAAUGAUUACCAUACUUUUCAAAAGAUUCAGAAGCUGGAUUACAAUUUCCCUGAAGGGUUCCCUGACCUUUCCAAAGAUCUCGUUCGAAAAUUCUUGGUGUCCGAUCCUAAUAAACGUCUUGGUUCUGAAGAGACAGGUGGUAGUGAAGCUGUUCGUUCGCAUCCAUAUUUUGCCACAGUUGAUUGGGACAAUUUGAUCACAAAAACGCCACCGCCUUUUAAGCCAUAUUUGCCCGCCAGUUGUGGAGAACCAGCUUUUCAUAGCGAUUACCAUUUUCCAGAUGAUAUAGAACCCGGUCUUGAUGAUGCAGCAGUAACUCGCUUGCUAGGACUUUCUCUAAAAGACUUCUGUUCCCCCAGUCAAAAUAAAGGUAAUUUGGAAACAGAAGAACCCGAGUUAGCUGGAUUGCGUGAAAAAAAACUCAACAUUCAGCGAAAAGAACAUAAAUACCAUCGUUUUGUGGAAGGCAAUUUGAUCAUUAAAAGUGGUUUAUUGGAUAAAAAAAAGGUUGGUUUUAACUGUACUGAAGUAAUUGCGUUAUCUUUGUCUUCUGGUAGGGGGAAAAGUGGGGGAUUGUUUGCUAGAAGAAGAAUGUUUUUACUGACUGAAGGACCACACAUAUUUUAUGUGGAUCCCAUAAGUAUGGAACUAAAAGGCAAAAUACCGUUCUGCCGGAAGUUGCGAGUUGAAGCAAAGAAUUUUCGAACUUUCUUCGUGCAUACACCAAGUCGUACUUAUUAUUUAUUUGAUCCGGAGCGAAAUGCACUGGAAUGGUGUAAAGCAAUAGAAGCUUUGCGUGAACAAUAUCUAAAUGAAUUACCAGAAGAAUCGGAUUGCUUAGAUACGAAAAACACUAAGCGACGAUGA